AAUGCCAAUAACGGUGAUCUGACAUAAUUCUGUAGCCUUGCUCUCACGAGUAGCUCCACUGGACGAGCCGCGCCAUCCAGAACAGAACCUUCGUCAUUCCGCGAAGUCUCAUAGAUCUGUCCAAGUUUUGCAUACAAGACGUCGAGCUUUAGCUUGUCAGUCGUCUCCUACUUGCUCGUGAGUGGUCGAGGCGACGAAGAAGUUUCGCAGCAGCCUGCUGAGAAAAGGGGAAGUGUCGCCGGAGAAAUUCAGUAACAGCACAGCAGAAAGCAGAAACCGCUUAUAUUGAGGACAGUACCGCCAUGGAUCUUCACACGGCCGCGCGGAGCGGCGAUUUGGAGGCGGCUCGGCGGCUGAUAGUGGUGGAGGGCGUGGACGUCAACGCUCGCGAUAAACUGAACCGCACCCCUCUCCAUCUGGCAGCCUGGGCGGGCCAUGCUGACGUCAUAACCUUACUUUGUGCCAGCAAGGCGGCAGUCAACGCCGCAGCAGCUGACGACACGUCAGCACUCCACUUCGCGGCCCAAAAGGGCCACGUCAGCGCCACGCGUGCGCUGCUGUCCGAAGGAGCGAAAGCCAAUGCUGCCACUAGAAAGGGGAUGACUGCGCUGCACUUUGCAGCUUCCAAGAACUUUCCGGAAGUAGUUAGGGUACUAGCAAGGAAGGGAGGUACGAACCUGCUAGGUAUGCGGACUAAAAGUGGGGAGAAAGCAACGGAUCUAGCUAAGACCGAGGAGAUUAAGAGACUAUUGGAAGAGCUAGAGACGGAAUUGGCUAGCAGCAGCAGUGGCAAGGGCAAGGAGAGAGGGAAGAAAGCAGGGAGAGGGGAUGGAGAUAUAGCAGAGAAAGCAGAGGAUGACAGAAAAGAGGCACAAAGAGGGGAGGGUGGGGAAGGGGAGGAAGGACAACAGGAGGGAGGGGUUGAGAGGAGUGCAGAGGUUCGAGCGGAGCAGGAGGGGCGAACAGAGAGUGCAGUUGCAACUGCUGGGGCAGAAGAGGGGGAACGAGAUGGUGAAGGGAAGGAGAGGGCAAGUAGGAGACAGGAGGAAGGGGAGUGGGGUGGUCAGGGGAAGGGAAAGGGGCAGGGGGAGGAGGGGGGGGACGGCGGAGGAGCAGACAAGGGAGGGAAGAGGAAGGAAGGCGGAUCUGAGCAGCAGCAGGAGAUUGGGCCGGCAAAGAAGCCCAAGAUUGGAUUGUCGCAUUUGAGUGCUGAUGUGGACGAUGCAUGGGAGGAGGAAGAGGGCUGACUGACUACCGUCUGUCAAGACUCAUUGUGGGAGACUGACAUAAUAGGCAGGUUCUUCUGAUUGACAUCCGCUCUUUGCUGCUACGGUAUACCUAGCACUACAGUAAAUGAUUUUCGUUUAGUAUUGCACUGGCUCAUAC
Closterium sp. NIES-67 is the source of this 1386-nucleotide messenger RNA. Lineage: Eukaryota; Viridiplantae; Streptophyta; Zygnematophyceae; Desmidiales; Closteriaceae. The record is from the annotation of a GenBank genome assembly.